This is a messenger RNA of Contarinia nasturtii (swede midge), 1630 nucleotides long. RefSeq names its product aly/REF export factor 2 (gene Ref1). Bases 237 to 1013 code for a protein of 258 amino acids. Gene Ontology annotation, molecular function: mRNA binding. Gene Ontology annotation, cellular component: nucleus. The record is from RefSeq and is a predicted model, not a curated record. Lineage: Eukaryota; Metazoa; Arthropoda; Insecta; Diptera; Cecidomyiidae. Gene Ontology annotation, biological process: mRNA export from nucleus. The transcript has 4 exons.
GAGAAACGAAUACUCAUUCUUGUUGCAGCCGUCUAAUAGUGAAGCGUCGCGUUCAUAUCGUUCAUCAAAAAUAAAAUAAAAAAAUAACUUCAAAAUCGCACCGAAAACGUUGUAAAAAGUGACAAACAAAACGUCGAGGAUAAAAAUCAAAAAUAUUUAUCAUCAAACGUAAUUACGGUUGGUCAAAUUAACGAAUUAAAAACAAGAAUAAAAGCGGAAAGAAAAAUCGAAGCAAAAUGGUUGACAAAAUUGAAAUGAGCUUGGACGACAUCAUCAAGACCAACAAAAUUGGAUUCCGUCGUAAUGGAGCCAAAAAACAAGUAAACGGUGCUGGCGGUGCUGGUGGAAAUCGUCGUAAAAUUGGUAAUAAACCAGUACAAAAAUUCCGUGGAACGGCCAAUCGUCAAAUUGGUAAACCAAAAGGACGCUCAUUUGGCGGCGCACCAACCCGCAAAUUUACCAGGGGCGAUGUGAACAGCGCAUGGAAACAUGAUAUGUUUGAAGGUGGCAAAAAGAACCUGUUACGCGGCGCAGUUAAUGGUUUGAUAAACAGCGGUUCGGCCAAAUUAUUGGUCUCGAACUUGGACUACGGUGUCUCCGAAACCGAUAUUCAUGAAUUGUUUGCCGAUUUUGGACCAUUGAAGAGCGCAUCAGUUCAUUAUGAUCGAUCCGGACGUUCAUUGGGAACGGCCGAUGUAGUGUUCGAACGACGUGCCGAUGCCGUUAAGGCAAUGAAACAAUACAAUGGUGUGCCGCUUGACGGCCGACCGAUGAACAUUCAAUUGGCUACAUCGGAAGUACCUCAACCAGCUGUUCGUAAUCCACGACCAACAUUCGGUCAAAACAGAAACAACCAAAGUCGACAACAACAACAAAGAAAGCCAGGACCACGACAAGGCGGCGGUGGCGGUGGUGGUGUAAAACGUGGUGGAAAUCGUGCAAACGCAAAACCUGUAUCAGCCGAAGAAUUGGAUGCCGAGCUUGAUGCUUAUGUCAACGAUAUGAAGCUGUAGAUGAAUGUUAAAAGCUGAAACAAAAUAUGCAAACACUGUGUGUUCGACAUCAACGAGCAAAAGAAAUGAAGCAAAACAGCAAUUUAAAUGAAAACAACCACAAAAAAACACACACCACACACACACACACAUAAAAACACACACCACCCAUACACAUGCAACUUUAAAUUUACAUUAGGAAUCCAUGUUAGGCAAUAAGACUUACUAAUUAUUAAAGAAGAAAACUGAAAAAGAUGAUUAUGAAAGAAGUUAUACGAUAAAAGAAGAAAAAAGAGAGAUGAAUUAACAAUAAUGUAAAAAAAAGUGAAGAAAAAAUAUGCCAGUAUCAUCCUCGAGGCCCGAAUAGCAAAUACAUUCUUGUUGAAUGUAUCAGCAACUUAUUUUGCCGGUAGUUCAUCUCAUUUGUGGAUAGACAAACAAAAACCAAUAACUUUAAGAAGAAAAUAGUGUAAAAUUUAGAGCCAUUUUUUUAACAAAAAAAAGAAGAAGAACACAAUAACAAUGUUUCCUUUUGAACACAAGGAAUUAUAUGAAUAACAGAUUUUUUUGUUAGAGAGAAAAAAAAAACAAAUUCAUUAACUCAUGAACCGAUUUGUCAGAUGACAUACGUAACAAAA